AUGCCAAGGGGGAAACUACAGAUCAAGAAGAUAGAGAACGCAACAAACAGGCAAGUGACGUACUCGAAACGAAGACACGGGUUGUUCAAGAAGGCUCAUGAACUCAGUGUUCUGUGUGAUGCUAAGGUUUCGAUUAUUAUGGUUUCCUCCACUAAAAAGCUUCAUGAAUUCAUCACCCCUAACCUCUCGCAAAAACAGUUUUAUGAUCAGUACCAGAAGGCUAAACCUUGUGAUCUCUGGAGUAACCACUACCAGGCUAUGCAGGAACAGCUGAGGAAGCUGAGAGAGGUGAAUAGGAAUCUUAGGAAUGAGAUUAGCCACAGGAAGGGCGAAAGUUUGAAUGGUUUGUCGCAUGAGGAAUUAUACAUCCUGGAGCAGAAGAUGCAAGAAGCAGUUGACAUCACUCGUGCACAGAAGAUGAAAACAAUUACUAACCAGAUUGAGAAGUCCAAGAAGAAGGUCAGGAAUGGGGAACAAGUUCAAAGAACUCUCCUGCAAGAUCUCGAGCUAUUUAAAGAAGAGGAUCCUCAUUACGGUUUAGUUGACAAUGGAGGGGAUUAUGAGACUGUUUUCGGAUGUUCAAAUGCAUAUCCUGGGCUUCUAGCUUUAAGAUUGCAGUCUAAUCACUACAAUUUUCAUGGCGGAGCAGGAUCAGACCUCACCUUUGCUUAAAUAGCUACUAGAUUAACGAAGUUUGUGAAAUGGAAACACGUUAUAAAUAAUUGUAAUCUAGUGUAAGGUAACAGAAGGCAGGACCUCUGGUGUUGUUUUCGUGGAUUAUCCUGCAGACUAAAUGUUGGUCUGUCUAUCCUCACUGUUUGUUAAAUUUGAACCGCAGAUGACUUGCAUGUUGUUGUAAUCUUUAACUGAAGGUUGUUUGAUAGUGG
Messenger RNA from Daucus carota subsp. sativus, 887 nucleotides. Its product is annotated as floral homeotic protein DEFICIENS-like. The record is from RefSeq and is marked provisional. Gene Ontology annotation, molecular function: RNA polymerase II cis-regulatory region sequence-specific DNA binding; protein dimerization activity; DNA-binding transcription factor activity, RNA polymerase II-specific. Lineage: Eukaryota; Viridiplantae; Streptophyta; Magnoliopsida; Apiales; Apiaceae. Gene Ontology annotation, biological process: positive regulation of transcription by RNA polymerase II. Gene Ontology annotation, cellular component: nucleus.